AUGCUGCGAAAUCGUGAAUGCACUAUGGUACGGCAUAACAGCGAUGACAAAAUUCAGAACGAAAUGUCGAAGGAUUGCCGUUGUGGAGGAAGAAUGGUGCACAAUAUCAUUCAUGAAAAACUUCGGUGUAUGUAUGUGUGGGUUGCACAAACUUCGGAGAAAAAACCACGAACAUCGUCUAUAUCGUACUUGAAGGAAACCGACCUUCUCUCAAAUAUGCUGGCAAAUCAACGUGUUUCCGUUAGGAAGUUGGUAGUCAUGGAAGAGAUACGCAUGGUAUCUUCCGACAAGUUUUUCGUCAACAUUCGUCAUGAAGAUCGCAUGAUUGCAGAGUACAUCAGUUUAAGUUGA
Cylicocyclus nassatus is the source of this 351-nucleotide messenger RNA. The record is from the annotation of a GenBank genome assembly. NCBI's taxonomy places the organism in Eukaryota, Metazoa, Nematoda, Chromadorea, Rhabditida, Strongylidae.